Messenger RNA from Myotis davidii, 1727 nucleotides. RefSeq names its product F-box and leucine-rich repeat protein 15 (gene FBXL15). The coding region runs from base 699 to 1589 and encodes 296 amino acids. Lineage: Eukaryota; Metazoa; Chordata; Mammalia; Chiroptera; Vespertilionidae. The transcript has 4 exons. The record is from RefSeq and is a predicted model, not a curated record. Gene Ontology annotation, molecular function: protein binding.
AAGGCUGACGCUCUAUCCACUGAGCCAAACCAGUUAGGGCAGAGAUGUAGUCCUUCUUAAUGCGCCCUGUAUCUCUUCCCCUAAGAUGUAAGCCCGUUCCAAAUCGUCCAGGAGUGGACGGGGUUGGAUAGUUCUGUACUUCACAAUUAACCAGGAAUGGGAGGUUUGGGCAAAUUUGCUUGAUGAAGAAAAAUCUAGCUUCACUCAUUCAAUUCAUUUAACAAUUAUCGAGCACCUACUACAUGCCAGGCAUUAAGAGCCUAGAUAGUUUCUUCCCAUUUUUCAAAGUCCCUAAAAGCAACCAGAGGGCAGAGGGUAAGCCCGGAACCUUGGAAUUCCGGCUCUGCCCCUUCUGCGUUUGGCCUUGCUUGCUCCUCCCAUCACCACUUCACUCAAAAUCAUCCACUGGCCCAAGGCAAUAAAAGAAGCCAGCCUCUGCAGCAUCAUCACGUUCUUUAGACUCGGGUCUCAAGCCCUAUAGCGGAGAAGGCGAGAUCUAAUGUUACAGCACCGUUCUGUUCCGCCCUCCGUUUCGGUAUCUGUCUCGAACGCUUUCCGAUAGGAUCCUCAGUGAGACGGCACUCGAUUGAAUCGGUCUGUCACUACUGCCCAAGGAGGCGGGUUCGCGGCAGCUGUUCCUAAGCCUAAGCGAGAAGACCUUACUGCGCACGCGCAGUAGACAGCCGAAGGAGCCACCGAUGGAGCCGUCCGGAGGGGAGCAAGAGCUGGGAGCCGUCAGGCUCCUGGACCUGCCUUGGGAAGACGUGCUGCUCCCACACGUCCUGAGCCGGGUUCCGCUGUGCCAGCUGCUCCGGCUGCAGCGCGUCAGCCGCGCCUUUCGGGCCCUAGUGCAGCUGCACCUGGCGGGGCUGCGCCGCUUCGACGCCGCUCAGGUGGGUCCGCAGAUCCCGCGGGCCGCAUUGGCUUGGCUGCUGCGGGACGCCGAGAGGCUGCAGGAGCUGGCGCUGGCGCCGUGUCACGAAUGGUUGUCGGACGAGGAUCUGGUGCCGGUGCUGGCGCGGAAUCCGCAGCUGCGGAGUGUGGCGCUGGCCGGCUGCGGGCAAUUGAGCCGCCGCACGCUGGGGGCGCUGGCCGAGGGCUGCCCCCGGCUGCAGCGCCUAUCGCUGGCGCAUUGUGACUGGGUAGACGGGCUGGCGCUGCGGGGCCUCGCCGACCGCUGUCCGGCCCUUGAGGAGCUGGACCUCACCGCCUGCCGUCAGCUCAAGGAUGAGGCCAUCGUGUACCUGGCGCAGAGGCGCGGCGCAGGGCUCCGAAGCCUCUCUCUGGCGGUCAACGCCAAUGUGGGGGACGCUGCCGUCCAGGAGUUGGCUCGAAACUGCCCAGAACUCGAGCACCUCGACCUGACCGGCUGCCUCCGCGUUGGAAGCGACGGUGUCAGGACUUUGGCGGAAUACUGCCCUGCGCUGCGCUCGCUCCGAGUGCGGCACUGCCACCAUGUGGCUGAGCCCAGCCUGAGCCGCCUGCGGAAGCGCGGCGUGGACAUCGACGUGGAACCGCCGCUGCAUCAGGCCCUGGUGCUGCUGCAGGACAUGGCAGGCUUUGCGCCCUUUGUCAACCUGCAGGUCUGACCCACCCACUGAUGAGGCACAGCUGGACUGUGUGUCCGGGCCUGACUAUGAACUGUAGGAAACGACUGUGUGGGCCUCUGGUGAGAGGCCAAUGCCCUACCCCACCCUGGAGCUUCAAAUAAAGAGCUUUUUACCCCG